UCUACCAAGAUGGACGCGCGACGACGCCAGCGAUGCGUGCACUUCGACAUUGCCGACGACGGCCUAACCGAGUACGAGGCCCCCGAGGGCGCCGUCGAGAUCGAUCGAUCCGAGCGGAUGCGGCCGCAGAUCCGCGAGAGAUGGAACCGACUUCUCAUGCGCUUGUGGGCGGUCAUCUACGCGGCCCUGAUCGCAGGUCAGGCCUUCCGAGCUUCGUUGAUGACGGGCCCGGGCUUUCGGAACGCGUUCCUGAUGGCGCCGCCGCUCCUGGCUGCCUUCGUCAGGGGAUGCGCCGAGGGUCUGAAGGCGCACGAAGCCUACCUGGACAUGAAGGCGCCCAAGAGACGCGAGCCGUGCGACCACCAGGACUCGACCACGGGGGUCUCGACCAUCAAGGAGUACUGUGCGGGUCGCCACGGGUGGUGCGCCAGGUGCCAGCAGACGGCGUGCCAGAUGAGCAGCGCCGAGCGCAUCAUCUUCGAGACCCUCAGUCCCAGUACAGUCCUUCACGGCGCCCCGCUGCAAGGAGCUCUGAAGCGUCGCAUCGGCGACCUCAACCGCGCCAUCUCUGCGCUCGAGGUCGACGCUAAGGAUCGGGACGUCGUCGACAGCACCGCCCGACAGGUCAACGCCGAGGCGCCGCGCCACGUGCGCAUCCUCGAGGGCUUCGCCGGACGGGGGAACAUCGCCAUGCGCGCGCACCUCUUCGGCCUUGCCGCUCUGCAGCCCGUCGACCUCAUCUACGGCUUCGACCUGGGCGCGGUCGCUGGUCGACGGAGGUGGGACCACGCCAUCAAGACGUUCAAGCCGCUGGUGGUUAUCAUGGGCAAGGAUCGGCCGCUGCUCAAGCUUGUCGUCUGGACCGCUCUCGAGCAACAGAAGAACGGCAGGUACUUCCUUCUCGAGAACGCCGACCGGAGCCAGGCGUGGGAGCAGCCCGAGCUCGACCCGCUCUGGAAGGACCACCACGCCGUCUGGGGACGAGGCGGCAGCUGCCCCUACAACCUCAGGGCUCUCAACGGCGAGCUGAUGCGUAAGACGCGGACGUGGGUAAGCAACCAUCCCACAUUGCUGGAGUCGGUGACCCGCAGGUGCGAUCGCAGCCAUCGUCACGCUGAAGUUCAAGGGCGGGACACUUCCCGCUCUCAGGUAUUCACCGAGGAGCUCGCAGACAGCAUCCUGACCGUCGUGCAGCAGAUGGUUGCCGUCCGAUCGCCCGCCUCGCUCGCCUGGACAUCUAGCUACGACCAGUGCCGAUGCGAAUGGCAUCCUCAGGACAGCACCCCCGCGGACCAUCGCGACCAGCUCUACAGCGCCUGGUUCGUCGACGUCGACCGCGACGCCGACGAGUGGCAAGUUGUUCUCACCCAGACGAUGCUCAUGAUGGAGGAUCGGGCCCGCGACACCUGGGAGCUGCCGCCGGGCCACGAGAUCUACCAGCGCAUCCAGGACCUCGUGCCAUGGGAGCUCGUUCGAGUGCAAGCUGCCCGGGUACCGAAAGCGCGUAGGCAUGCAGUCGACAUCGUCUACCGCCAUCGCGGCAUGGCCGCCAUCGCCCGCGCAGGUGACAUCAUCGUCGAGACUGAAGCGCUGAAGGACGUCCAGUACCCGAAGCUCCGCUUCAGCGAGCCGACCGCCCUCGCCAUCUUCUUCUUCGGGAGCGCGCCUGAGUCGGCCAGCGCCGACGGCGAGCUGCCUUCCGAGGAACCGCAGUCAGGGCCUGCUGCUGCCCAAGUUCACCCUGAGAGCGCCGCGGAGCCUCCAGUGGAAGAGCCGGGCGCGCGUCCGCCGGCGCCGCCAGUUCAGGCUGCCGAUCCCGACCUCUACUCUAUCGCAGGGUGCCGUAUCAAGUUCCCUAACCUCAGCGAUGACAAGUGCCCCCGCGAGUUCAAGGCGAUGGUCGCCCGCCUCCAGUGUCAUCAUGGACACGCUGGCCGCGAAGAUCUCCGACGUUUCUGCGCCUGGCAGGGGGCCACGCCAUCAGUCUACUUGGCGAUCGACUGCUUGAAGUGCGAGGCCUGCGAGCGGACUCACCCGCCAGCUAGGCUCAAGCCGAUCUCCGCGACGAUUUGGUACCUGGGUCAGUUCGGCGAACACCUCCAGGCCGACUUCUUUACUAUCGUAGACGUCACUAACACGCCGCACCACAUGCUCGGUAUCAUAUGCCUCAACACGCACCUCCACCGCGUGAAGCGCGUGGUCGACCGCUUCCCCGAGACAGCUGUGUCCGCCUUCCUGGAGGCAUGGGCGUUACCGUUCGGCAUGCCGAUGGCCAUCGCCGUCGACAUGGACGGCAGCUUCAUGGGCUAUUUCACAGGGCGGCUCGAGUCGUACGGGGUCAACGUUUCCUACUGCCCGCCCGACGCACAUUGGCAGAUCGGGACCGUCGAGAGGCAUAACGCGUCAUGGAGGUGGAUCUGGAAUCGGACAUGUGACGCAUGUGCGGUGAAGACCGCCGAGGAGGUUGACAUGGCCACCAUUGCCGUCAGCGAGGCCAAGAACAACGCAGUUCGUCGGGCCGGGCGCUCCGCCAACCGGUGCGCCCUGGGAAGGACUCCUCGUAUUCCUGGUGAGUUGCUCUCCGACGAUCACGGCCUUGCCGCCGCCGCCAACGCCACUAACUCGCAGCGCGUGAUGAACAGCGACUUCUACCGCAUGGAGGCCAACAUCCACACGGCCCAUUUUAACUACGAGCAGCGCGUGAGGAAGUCGCUCCUCAGGAAAACCAGUCACUUGCGCUACGACCUUGACAAGCUCGUCGCAGGCCAGCAGGUUGGAUGCUGGCGCCGGGGCGCCAAGAAGCGCCCCAGCGGCAAGUCGUCGCGCCCAGGCUUCGUCAUUGGCACCUUCCUACAAUGGGACAGUGGACAACAAGGACACGGACUCGGCCGCAACGCUUGGGUCAGAGUCGGUCAGACCAUCAAGCUCUUCAGCCGCGAACAACUUCGACCAGCCAUUGGUUUCGAGCAGUGGGUGCCCGAUGCCAAGGGCAUCGAGGUUCUUAAGAGCAGCUACGACCUCAUGAAGGACGACCUCUGGGAGGGCGAGCGAGAUGCCGGGCCCGCGCCCGACGACCUGGCGCAGGAGGCCGACAUCUUCGUCGACGACGGCCGUGACCUUCUUCCAGGCCGCGAAGGACUUUUGCUUCCACAGCCUGCCGACGCCGAUCUUCCUGGAGCUCAGCCCGUUCCAGUCGAGCCGCCGCCAGCCGCGGCGGCCCCGCCUCAGCCAGAGGCGAUUCCGUCCGGGCCGACGCCUGUCGAGACCGAGGUCCCGCGCACGAUCCCCAUGGACGCGGAGGUUACUCAGGCCGCUGACUCCGUCGCCGCCGAGCCGGACACGAUCGAAACCGAUCUGGAGGUCAGCCCCCCCAGGUCGCCUCGCAGCCGAGCCGCCGAACACGAAGUCCCUCCAGAGGCCGCCCCUCCGGACGAGAAGAGGCCCCGCGUGUCUACCUUGUGUGCCCAGGCUUGGCUGGCGUCUUUCUGGGCCACCGAGGUCGGGGGCGGGGCUGACGGCUCCGACGAGAUACCCGCCGUGUUCGCCAAUGUCAGCCGCUGCGCCGACUACGCGGACGAGAUCGAGGUCAUCUACGAGACUCAGGACGACGAGCCUGCCGACCAGAACCAGCCCACCAUGACGAGGGCCGAGCGGAAGGCCUGCGACCGCGAGAUACCAUGGCGCGAGAUCAUGAAUCUGGACGGCUCCACCAUCCAGAGCUUCCUGCAAGCCACGCGCAAGGAGUACAGCAACUGGGUCAAGUGGGUGCCGAUGGUCGCACUGCCAGACGACGUCGCCAAGGACAUGCUCAACUCGCCCGAGAUCCGCAAGGGCUGUAUCCGGGCGCGAUGCUGCUAUCGUGACAAGAACUGCGGCCAAGGAGAGCUUGCCGCGAAAUGCCGGGGAGUCGCCGUCGGUUGCAGCGACCCGAGGCUCGAGGCGCUCGAGCGGAGGUCUCCCACUACGCAGCGCACCAGCUUCUUCGCAGCAUGCCAAAUCCUCGCCAGCAUGAAGAUCUACGACCCAGAGGGCAACUGGACCGCCUGUGUCGGCGACCUCGAGAACAGCUUCUUCCAUGGCAGCCGCGAGAGGGGGGGCAAGGUCUACCUCGAUCCACCGCGUGACCCUCUGGUCAUCGCCACUGGCUCCUGGCCAGAUACGUUGUGCGAGGUGGCCGGCAACAUCUACGGUUUCGCCGACGCCCCACUGGUGCUGUGUCGUCACAUUCGACGCCAGAUGUGCGAUUUGGGUUUCGUAAGGCAUAGCCUGGACGUGAUGUGUUUUCUGAAGUUCGAUAAGGGGCGUUUAUUGGCCAUUGUCUCGUGGUGCGUCGACGACAUGUUCGCCGUGUACGCCAAGAGCCGUUUCGAUUUCUCCCAGCUGGAGAAGGUUUUCGUAUUGGGCAAGCUCGUGUAUACGCCUGAGGAGCUCGUGUGGUGUGGGCGUGAGAUCAACCAGUACCACGACGGCCGAGUCGUCAUCACUCAGAAGGAGUACAUCAAGGGUUUAGAGGUUCGCCGCAUCCCAUCCAGCCGCAUCCGAGAGGGAGGUUCCCUUACACCUGCAGAACGGACCGAGAUGCGGAGCUGUAUUGGAAGCGGUCAGUGGUUUUCGGGUAUAUGCCGUCCGGAUGUUUCGUCAUACGCAUCGUUGCUGCAGAGCGAGGACCCCCAGAUUUCCGAUCUGAAGGAGAUGUACACAACCAUAGAGCACCUGAAGAACACGCCAGAGGUUGGGAUUACGAUGAUGCCGUUACAGUUGUUUAACGAUUCCGGAGAUAUCGACGUGAUUACGGUUGCGUACGGUGACUCGAGUUGGGCCAACGCGCAGCAGAUGAAGAGCCAGACCGGA
This is a messenger RNA of Prorocentrum cordatum, 4851 nucleotides long. The record is from the annotation of a GenBank genome assembly. NCBI's taxonomy places the organism in Eukaryota, Dinophyceae, Prorocentrales, Prorocentraceae.